Molecule: messenger RNA, 7183 nt
Organism: Zeugodacus cucurbitae (melon fly)
Lineage: Eukaryota; Metazoa; Arthropoda; Insecta; Diptera; Tephritidae
Gene: Pdk1
Product: 3-phosphoinositide-dependent protein kinase 1
Exons: 6
Coding region: 803-3418 (871 amino acids)
Biological process (GO): intracellular signal transduction; peptidyl-serine phosphorylation
Molecular function (GO): protein serine/threonine kinase activity; ATP binding
Source: RefSeq, a predicted model, not a curated record
AGCAUUGCAGUUCGAUGGCAUUGUCAGCGCUUGUGUAGCGACAGUUUAUUUUUAAACUUUGAUCGGUUUGGACGCUUUUGAAAUUUAAUCAAACGCGUAGUGUGCGCCACUUGUAAAUUGGGGCGCCAAACAGUUGAAUAUUUGAAAAAAAUUCAAAACAAGAUAAAAGUAAAAUACACAAAAUAUUAAACAAGCAAAAGUGAAUUAGAAAAAGCUUGAAAUAUUACAAAAAUAUAGAAAACAAACAAUUGUGAAGAUUCGGAGAAUAUUGUGAAACAGUAUUAAUAUUGAGAAUAUAAUUGCAUUGCCGAUGCAUUUAGUGAAGUGCUAGUAGCAAGCAAACAAGCAAAACAAACCAAAAGCAACUCAGUGUAAAUGCUGCAGUGAAAAGUGCAAAGCAUAAAAAAACCGUUUGAAAAGUAUAAGCACAAAGUAAUCUCAAAUAAAUAAGCGCUUAUCUCUAUAAUCAUUGAUUUAGACAAAUAAAAGUGCAGCGCAGCGUUAGCCCAAAAACGCAAAAAUAUUGAUUAUUAUUGCAAAUACGGCAAGUAAAACAACCAAAAAAAGCAACAAAGUGUGCAACAAAUGUUUAAGGUAAAAUUGCAAAAUUGUGUUUGGUUUUAAAAAAUUGAAAUUUCAUCAAAUGAAAAUUGUGGCAAAUCAAGCUCAAGCUCAAGCAAAUCAAAGAAGCAAAGUUCUGCAAAUGGCAGUGAUAAUGCAAGCUUUUAUUGAAGUUCUUUAAAGUGUGCAUUUGUUUUUUCCAAUAAUUUUUGUUUUAAAAUUAACUGCAUUUGGUUUCCAAAUGAAAACAGCCUCCCCAAUGAAAUGUAAAAGUUGGUCGAACAAAAUCAACAAUUUUGUUGUGCGACGCCUGAAGUCAAUCAAGAUAAACGGUCAACAGCAGCAACAGAUCCUGUCGCCGUGCAGCACGAUGCCAGCGAUGCCAAAAGAAAAGGCCACCGCAGUAUCGUUGAGUGAGAAUAAUUUUACCGAACUGAAAUUUAAAGAGUUAUCUUUGAAUACAAACAACACCGCCAACGCCGCCACAGCCACAAUGGCCACCACAGCUACAAGUCGCAUGCAUCAGCAUAGCACACAGACACCUACACAUCAUCUACCCGCAGCAGUACAGACAACAACAAACGCCACAGCGACGACAGCAACCGCCACACAACAGCCAACAAUGCCACAUUGGACGCAACGCCAAAACCAACAACAACAAACACAGUCCCGCAACAGCCUAUGCGGCUGCGGCAAUCUCUCGGCAGUCAUACCAGAGACAGUGGGCAGCUUAAAUCAUGGCAGCAGUAAAUAUUUAACAAAUGGACAUUCAUCACCUUUGGCCGCCGCUGUAGCUGCUGCACAGCAAAAUGGUGCUACAACGCCGGAACACACGCCGACAUGUUGUCGUUAUCAGCAACAACAACAACACAUACUACAACAACAACAGAAUGGCUAUGAUAGCGUUGAACCGCUACAGCAACAACAACAAUUGCCACGCAUAUAUAACAACAACAAUGGGCUUGCAGGUGGUGGUGGUCUAAAUGCUGCACCCCCCACCACCGCCAUCAAUAUCGCCUCGGCCUCAACACUCUCCGUAGCAUCUAUCUCGAUCGGCUCGGCCGGUGCAUCAACAUCGCCCACAAAUGUGGCUGUAGCGCCGCCAAAGAAAUCGCCAAAUGACUACAUUUUUGGCAAAUACAUUGGCGAAGGCAGCUUCAGCAAUGUUUACCUCGCUGUGGAUGUGAAUACGAAGCGUGAAUAUGCAAUUAAAGUAUGCGAGAAACGUCACAUCAUACGCGAGGACAAACAAGAGUAUGUGCGUCGUGAACGCGAAGCCUUGCACAUGAUGACCAAUGUGCCGGGUUUCGUGAAUUUGUCGUGCACGUUCCAGGAUCGUCGUUCGCUAUACUUUGUGAUGACCUAUGCCAAAAACGGUGAUCUAUUGCCGUACAUCAACAAGGUGGGCUCCUUCGAUGUGGACUGCACACGCCACUAUGUCGCCGAAUUAGUAUUAGCUUGCGAGCAAAUGCACUAUCACAAUGUGGUGCAUCGUGACCUGAAGCCGGAGAAUAUACUCUUGGAUGAGGAUAUGCAUACGUUGAUUGCCGAUUUUGGUUCGGCGAAAAUCUUCAAACCCGAGGAAUGUAUUAAUCCCGUGAAAGCGGUGCCGUUCUCGUUGAGUCGUCGCAGUGGCGGUCGUAAUUCACAAAAUCGCAGCGAUGACGAUGAUGAUGAGGAUUGCGAUACUGAGGAUACCAAUGAUACCGGCAGCGAUGAGGAUAAUACGCAUAGCGGUGGACGUGGUGGUCUGUAUUAUUAUCGCCGUCGUAAGGGUAGUUUUGUUGGCACCGCGCAAUAUGUGUCGCCGGAAGUUUUGCGUAAUGGUUUCGUCUCACCUGCUGCUGAUCUCUGGGCACUCGGUUGUAUAGUGUAUCAAAUGAUUUCUGGGCUGCCGCCGUUCCGUGGCAGCAAUGAUUAUGUCAUAUUCAAAGAGAUCCUCUCCGGCGAUUUAGACUUUCCGCAAGGCUUCGAUAAAGAUGCCGAAGAUCUAGUCAGAAAGCUAUUGAAAAUACGCCCAGAGGAACGUUUGGGCUCACAAGAUGCCAAGGGUGCUUAUGUCAGUAUACGUGCGCAUCCAUUCUUCAAUGGCAUCGAUUUUGCCACAGUGCGUCAACAGACACCGCCACCCAUCUAUCCAUACUUGCCGGGCGUGUCGAAGGAUGAUGGCUUUAGAUCGCAUUAUAUUCUGCCUGAGAACCUGGAACCUGGCUUGGAUGACAAGCAGCUGACGCGCUUGCUCGGCAUGGAGUUGGGCACAUACAUUGAGAAAAAGACUGUAGUAAAAAAUAUUUACGACCUUUCUGAUUGUGAAAAGCAAAACCGUUUGGAGCAACAAAAGUCUGAUAAAUGGCAUGUCUUCGCCGACAACGAAGUCAUACUGAAGAAGGGUUACAUCAACAAACGUAAGGGACUGUUCGCGCGCAGACGCAUGCUGCUGCUCACAACGGGUCCGCGGCUCAUCUACAUCGAUCCCGUGCAAAUGGUGAAGAAAGGCGAAAUACCAUGGAGCGCUGAAUUGCGUGUCGAACCGAAAAAUUUCAAAAUCUUCUUUGUGCAUACGCCCAACCGAACGUACUAUUUGGACGAUCCCGAUGGUUACUCACUCGAAUGGGUCGACUCUAUCGAACGCAUGCACAAACUCACCUACCCCGACAGCGAUACCGGCGCGGAUAUGUCCACAACAACGACGACGACGACGACGGGCACCUCACCGAAAUCGUCACAUCGAACAAACUCACCAACGUUCUUCAGCCAUGGCGGCAGUCACUCCAGCGGUAGCAGCAGCAGCGGCAAUAUGCUGACCGCAGCCAUCGCUGCUGCCACCGGCCGUGCGACGAAAACGGCGUCGAAUUGAAUGAAACGACAGCAGCAGCAGCAGCAGCAGCGGCGUCAAACAGAUAUUAUAUAUCUACUAAAGAAUGCAACUAGAAUUCUACAAAACACGCAAAAGAACAACAACAACAACAACAACACAGCAGCAGCAACAUACAAGUGCGUGCAGAAUUGCAGCUAAAACAAACAAAAAAGAAAAUACAAAAACCUAGGUGUUCCAAGGAAGCAUGUAAGUGCAGCAGCGGUGGCACCACCACAGCAGUGCAGCUCAUAAAAGCAAAUGCGAAAACAAAAAUACUAAAAGUGAAGUGGAGCAACAACAACAGCGCGCGCAGCAAAACACAUUUAAAAUAAUAUUAAAAUUUAAAUAAUAAUAUAUACACACAUACAUACAUACAUACAUACAUACAAAUAUAAAAAAUGUUUAGAACAAAUUUAGUUCAAAUCAGCAAAUACAUAAAUUAAUUAUUACAUACAUAAUAAUAAUGAUUACUAUUAAUUAAUUAAACUAAAAAUAAUAUAGCAGUGAAGUGUAGCGAAUAGCAAACAAAAGAGAAAAGAAAACAAAAAUUAAAUUAAUUUCAAAUAAUUAACAAUUAAAUGCAGCACUAAGCAAAAGUAAAAUAGUUUAGCAAGAAGAAGAAAGGCGUGGAGCAGCAAUGAUGAAUUGUUGAUGUGUGUGCGGACAUAGCAAAAAUUUAGUAAACAAUAUUUAGCGUUUAAGUGGUCCGAAAGUGUAGUGUGUGUUAGUAAAUCUGUGUGAAUACAAAAAAAAAACAACAAUUGUUGUUUAUAUGCUUGCAAAUGAGUUAAAUGAAUUGAAUUUGACACUUGUGCAAAACAGGCAAGGCAAGCAGAUUGUAUAUGACAAUGUGUGUAGUAGGUGUGGCAUAAAUGAGUAGAAAUGUGUGUGUGUUGUUGGAAAGGGAGUUGUAAAGUAGAUGAAGCGGCAGCAGUGUUGUAAAUAUUACAAUAUUUAUGCAUAUUGCUAACUUUACAACAACAACAAACACGAUUAAUGCCAGAUUACACACAUGCACACAUACAUAUAAACUUGCAUAUAUACAUAUAUAUAUAUAAACGUGUAACAGUAUAAUUAAAAUUAAUGUAAAACGUAAUUUGUAAACAAAUGUGAAUAUUUUGUAGUUAGUCACAAUUAAAUGAAUUAUACACAGUGCAGAGCAGAGCAGAGCAGGCAAAAAACAAACACCAAGCAGCAGCAGCAGCAGCAGCGUGCAUAUUGUAUAUAUAUAUAUAAGUACAUAUAUACAUGUGUGCGUGUGUGCAUAUAGCAAAAAUGAGAGAAAAAACCUAUUAAAAAAUAGCAGUAACUAUGUAGAAGAAAAUAUAAAUGCAUACAUACAUACAGCUAUGUAUGACACUAUGUACAUAUAAAGCAAGGCAGAAAGUUACAUACUAAAAAUUACUAUUAAAUUCGUAUACAUAUAUGUAGAUAUAUAUAUGUAAUAGUAAGAGAGAAAUGAUUACAAAAAUUAUACUAUAUACAUUAUAUAUACGCUAUAUAUAUAUAUACAUACAUAUGUAUACAUAAAAGAUGAAAGAAAGCGAGCGAGAAAUAUGUUGCCUACAUGCAGGCGUUGUAACAGGCGUGUGUGUAAAAUGAAUUUCAGCUUAAUAUAUACCAUAUAUAUAUAUACAAUGUAAUUAUUUAUAUGCGCAUACAUACAGACAGAUAUACUUACCAACAUGCGUACAGGCAGCCAAACACAACAGUUAUAUCAGGCUUACAUACAUAAAACAGUUAGUUAAUGAGUUUUUUAUGCUAAUUAUGCAACAACUAUGAUUACAACAAAUUCAUAUUGUACACAUGCAAAACAACAACAACAAGUGAAAUAACAGCAACAACAAAUGUAUAACACUGUUUGUAGAACAAGCUGAAAGCUAGUGAUAGUGCAGUCUUGUGUGCAGUUUAAACUGCAACUCGCGCUUUUUGCAACAACAACACCAACAACAGCAAUAUGCAUUGUAUUAAAUGAAUUGUAAAUUACGAUAGUUUUGUUUUUUUCAUAAGUAUGGCAAGCCACAAUGUAACGCAGUGCAGUAUGCUGCGCAUGCGUUGAAGAGUUGCAAAUAUGUAAAAUGUGUAGCAUAAACAAACGUAAAACAUAUUACAUACAAACACACAAACACUUAACAUCAAACAAAAACAAAUUGUAACAACAACAACAACUGCGUGUACGACGCCUGCGUGUGCGUGUGGGCUUUGAGCUGUUCGGUGCAUAUUCAACAUUUAGCUAAAUUACAUACUAAUUAACUAAGUAAAGUUAAAAAAAAAAAAAUUAAUGAAUAAAUAAAAAAAUAAGUGAGAAAAAAAAUAAUUAAAAUUAAAAAAAAAAACUAUUUUUAUGCGAUUAGCGGGAAUUUUAAAGCGUUGCAAAUGUAGUAGUGUGUUCAUAGCUGUAAGCUGUAAACUGUAAACAAAUAUAAAUUGUUUUUUCUUCUUUUUUGUUUUUUUAAUGCAAAAUGCGCUGCAACAGUCUACACGCACACACGCAUAUGACGUCGUACGUACAUACAGUGUUACAGUUACACCGCCGCCGCCGUCGUGUUCAAAUUUAAGUUUUGUGCAACAGGUUACAUUGUUUUUGUGAAUUUUCUUGAAAAAUAAUACUUUUGAAAGUUGAAAAAAUUUUGUUUUUGCUUUUCAAUAUUUUUUUUUUUUUAAUUUUUUCCUCAUAAUUGCGUUAUUAUUUCUUUAAUUAAUUAUUAUAAUUAACUUACACUCAGUACUUUUGCCCUAAUAACGCAACGCAUAAGACUUGAAAUAACUAAAUGUAGACAAAGGUAAAAAGAAAAAUGCAAAAAUAACAAAAAUUAUUUAAUAAAACCAAAAUUACAUAAAACCAAGUAGUAACAACAGUAGCAACAAGCAAGCAGGCAGUGAGACUAACAACAACUAAACUAAUUUAAACUAAACUAAGCUUUUGUUGCAGUUUGGUAGUUCAAAAUUGUAUUGCAAAGUACUAGAAACAAUAAAAAAAAAAUUAUUUUUUUGCAUUUUGCUAUUUUUAAUAAUUUUUAUAUUUUGAAUUUUUUUGUUUCUUCAUAAAAGUAUUUUUUUAAAUAAUUUAGCUGCAAAAAAUACUAGCGAAAUUAAAUAUAAUUAAAAAAAAAACAGAAAUUAAAUGAAUUGAAACACAAUGUGUACGACGCUGAAAGCAAAAACAAAUAUUUUGAAAAGAGAAAAAUUAUUUUUUCAAAAAAAAAAAUGAAAAAAAAAAUGUUUUUUUUUUUUAAUAAAGAAAAAUAAAAAAUAUUAAAAAUGUUAAACUAAAUAUAAAAGUAGUGUUUUUGUAAAUGCAUUUACUGUUUUCUUUUUGCAAUUUUUUUUUUUGUUAAUUUUUGUACUUUUUGUAUAUUUUUUGUUAAUUUUUUUGAUUUUGUUUUUGUAAUUUUUUGAAUUUUUUUGCAUUUUUUUUGUUAUUUUUUUGUUUGUUAAUUUUUCACUUUGACUAGCUAAAUAUUUGUGUACUCAUUUUGGUUGCCGCUUUAUAAAAGCUACUCACAUGCUAAGAGCAUUAGAAAAGUUAUAUGCGUUGUAAUUGAAAAUAUUUAAAUUAAUUAAUUUGUUAUAAUUAAAUUACUGUUAACGCUGUAAGCUGUACAUUUUUGUUCGCCACCACUUAGUUUUAACUAGCAAAAAUCUCUAUAUUAUUACAAAAUCAAAAACAAAAAAAAAAAUAUAAAUAAUAAUUUAGCUUUUUUCAAAAGCAACACUCCUAUUUUCUAAAAGUUUUGGUGAAUUAAAACAUUUUGAAAAAAAAAA